GCCGCUGUUCACUCUCCUGGUGCUGAUCCGCGCACAGGCCUCUCGUGGCCAAGGAGCGCACCGGGGUCCCGGAAGAGAGGCGCGGGGAGCGGGGAAACCUCCGGAAAAGACGAGGAGCGCUGCCACGUCGCGCCCGCUAUGACUCCUGUGGUUGACGUUCCCGCCAGCGACCGCGCGCCCGCGGCCUUGGGGGCGCAGCCGGGCUCCCGGGAGGCCGCGCUUUGAGUCUCCAGGGCCUCCUCCAGCCGCUGCCGUCCCAGAGAAACACUGGGCCCGCGGUUGCCUGCCGGCCUCACGCUCUACGGCCCACCUCGGCUGACGUCCUCUGCCGCCGGCCGCCAUGGCCUUCGACGCCCCAGAGAGCGCGGGCUCUGAGCUCAGGCAGCCGCCGCGGCACCCCGCGCUGCGCGGGCUGCUGCUGCUCUGCCUGUGGCUGCCGAGUGGUAGCACGGCCGGGCCGCCCCCAGCGCCGCUCUCCGAGCUGCACGCGCAGCUCUCCGGGGUGCAGCAGCUCCUGGAGGACUUCCGCCGGCAGCUGCAGCAGGAGCGGCCGCAGGAGGAGCUAGAGCUGGAGCUGCGCGCUGCUGGCCGCCCACCGCAGAGCUGUCCCGGGCCGGGCGGCGGCAGCUACAGCGUCAUGUCGGACGCCAUCAUCCGCAUCAAGGACUCCGUCGCGGCGGGCGCCAGCUUUCUGAGGGCGCCCUCGGCAGUGCGGGACUGGCAGCAGUGCUUGGCGGCUUGCUGCUCUGAGCCGCGCUGCUCCGUGGCGGUGGUGGAGCUGCCCCGUCGGCCCGGGUCCCCGGCCCCCGCGCUCGGAUGUUACCUCUUCAACUGCACCGCGAGGGGCCGCAGCGUCUGCAGGUUCGCUCUGCACCGGGGCUACAGUAGCUACAGCCUCAGCCGCGCCCUGGAAGGGCAGCAAGACCUGGAAGCUGGCGUCCCGGCCACCGCCCAGGCCUCGCCUCGACUGGAAAAGGAUGAGCCUCCCCUCAGCAAGGCCGGGCGGGACGUGGUUCUGCGUCUGCCCGCAGACGAGGUGACUUUGGAUGGCCGUGAGAGCACAGAUGACCAUGCCAUCGUCCGGUAUGAGUGGGCACUGCUGCAGGGUGACCCCUCGGUGGACAUGAAGGUACCCGAGUCGGGAACCCUGAAGCUGUCCCACUUGCGGGAAGGAGCGUACACCUUUCAGCUCACUGUGACGGACAGCGCCGCGCAGAGGAGCUCCGACAACGUCUCGGUGACCGUGCUGCCCCUGGCCUCGUCCCCGGGAGGGUGCUCGAAGGUUUGCUCGCGCUACCACUUCUUCUGUGACGACGGCUGUUGCAUCGACAUCACACUGGCCUGCGAUGGAGUGGAGCAGUGUCCGGAUGGGUCUGACGAAGCUUUCUGUCACAGCCUGAGCCUGGAGCAGAAGGCCGAGACUCACAUAGCGACUUCCCAGCCUAGAACCACAGGACCAAGCAAGGAUGCAGCAGCCGGCUUCUUGCUGGAGAAGUCUCAGAAAGCCACGGCCCCAAACAGGCCACCUGCAUCAUCAGACACGGGGAAGAGGGAUCGUUCCACCUUUCGGGGACCAAAGAUUCAAACGGACCCUGUGAUGCCAGAUAGCGGUUCCUCAGGGAAGAGCAGAAAAGAGGCAAAUAACAUAUUUGAGUCGAAGAGCAACCGAGGAGGAGCGGAACACCCAGCCCCAGAAAUAGGUGCAGUGCUGCCCCUGACCCUGGGUUUGGCCAUCACUGUGUUGCUGCUUCUCAUGGUCGCUUGCCGCCUGCGCCUGGUGAAACAGAAACUUAAAAAAGCCCGGCCCAUUACAUCUGAGGAAUCUGACUACCUCAUCAAUGGGAUGUAUCUCUGAUGAGUAUGGCUUCAGUAGCUGGGACAGGGACAUGUUUCACUUACAAUUGAUAUAUAUUAUAUAUUGGGUUUUGGAUAUUUAGAACUUGUUUUUAACCGGGCUGAGGAAGGCACAGAAAACCCAGAAGAUUCUACAAGCCCCAAACCUAUGCUCUUAUUUAUUGUAGAAAGAUUUUCCUUGGGAAGUAUGUGAACUAUUUAAAUUUAGAGUCGUCCAUGUGAUUAAAGAUUUUUACAAAUCGAAUUCUGAUUUACAUAAGCUGUUUUGGAAAACAGCAAUUUGUAGUUAGCCGUGGCAGAAAAUUUAGUAUCUCAAGGGGUGGCCUUAGGAUAGCAAUGUUAAUACUCUUUACUUGUUAGAAGCCAGCCGUGGGCCCCUGGCCACCCCGUACCCCCUUGUGCCCGGCUCCCCCGUGUUCUGUGGCCCUCCCAGUCCUCACUUCAAGCUUCCGUAGCUCUCCCUUCUCUUCUCCCCUGCAAAACCUGUUUCUGAGAAUGAUUCUCCAGUGAGUUUAUACCUUCCAUGAGAUGUUACCUCACAGGUCAGUGAUGACUCUCGGAAGGUGAGCGAACGUGCAUGCUUCCCAACACCUCUGACACGCUGUGUGAGUGGCUGGCUGCCUCACUAGGCUGACCUUUGGGAGAAAAAGCUCAGACUGAAUUAUAAAUAGCUCUAACAUGGUCAUGAAGUGAUACGGGAAAUCAAGGUGGAAGCAGAGAGGCUGGCAGGUCAAUAAUUUUAACAGAACCUUAGCUGAAGGCAGAGUGAGCAAAGACUAUUAGUACUUUCUUGAACCCACUCCACACUGCUUGAUGGCCCAGAACACAGCAGCUCAUUCUCACGGGCACCAGUUUUCAACAGUAGUCUGUGCUGCUGGGAGAGGAAGAUGCGUUUAAAUUGAAAAGCAGGACACUGAGUGGAUUUCAUUGAGUGGAUUGCUUUUGUAAAAAUGCUGCAUGUGUACGUAUCAGCAGGUUCUUUCAUCCAGUGGAAUCAACUGUUUUUCCCAUUAUUUACAUAAUGCUACAAAAUAUUAUAACGUGCAAUCGGCUAAUGCCAGGCUUAUAUAUUCUCAGAGCAUAAAGCAGUUUUGCACAAAUUCGUCUUUACAGAAAACUGGCAUCUAGCUGAGUAUCUGUUUCUUUUAAUUUGUAGGAUUUUAAAGGCAAAUUAUUUCCAUAAUCACCUAAUACCAGAAUGAUACAUUUUCUAGAAACUCUUCUUCUGAAUGGACGAUACAAAGCGGUGUGUUGUCUGUAGCCACAUGCUGUCCUAUUUACAUAAUAUGGGGUUGGUUCGCUUGCCCUUAAGUGGCAAAUCUGGUAAAAUUCUUGAAAAUACUCUAGGAGACAUUAUUUUCAGACUGAACCUCAGAUCAGUUGUUCCUUUAGCAGAAAGAUUAAUUUGGGUUGGAGAUAUAACCAAAUACAUUAACAAAUAGAAAAUUCUAGAAAAACAGAGAAAUUAUUUUUAUCUCCUAAAAAAUUCAAGCAUUUUGUUGAAAGUCUAGAAUUGAGCAAAGAUUCAAAUUUCUCCUCAAGGGCAGUUAGAGAAGUGGCGGUGCCAGUGGACUCCGGAUGUCUGUCCUUCCUGUGUGAGCCCUGCCCUUAGUCUUCGACAGCCGUGCCCAGUAAAACAGAAACUGUUGAGGUGUGUCUUUCAGCACAUCUUUUAUAAUGAAGAAAUUGAACACAAUUUAGUAUUGCUACCAUGUUGAAAUACUUCAGAUGUCCCAUGUACAACAGUCCAAAUAAACUGUAUUUUAUUCGUAA
Molecule: messenger RNA, 3627 nt
Organism: Phyllostomus hastatus (greater spear-nosed bat)
Lineage: Eukaryota; Metazoa; Chordata; Mammalia; Chiroptera; Phyllostomidae
Gene: LRP11
Product: LDL receptor related protein 11
Exons: 7
Coding region: 341-1855 (504 amino acids)
Molecular function (GO): protein binding
Source: RefSeq, a predicted model, not a curated record